GACUGGGGAGCGUGUUGCCCGCGACAGGGAAGAGGCCAGCCUUGGCGUCCUAAAGCACGCCGGGGAGGCGUCCUGGGGCUGUUGGUUUCUCCAAUAUGAGGGCGCGGGCGCCCAAGCAUCAGGAAGCCCCGCAGCCCUCUGGCACCGACUUUUCCCCCUCUCCGAUCGGGCAGCUGGACAAGGUCCUGCGGCUGUGCCAGUAGGGGCGGCGGACAGAAAAGCCUCUGAAGCUCCAGAAGGGAGGGGCAAGGUUGGGGCGGAGGGUGCUGUCACUUGUUGCCGCUAAUAAGCUCGACCCUGGAGCGCUGUUGUUUCCACAAUCUUUAGCUGUGCCCGGGAUCCCCCACCCCGCUCUCCUGGGCUCGGAGCUGGAAGGAAGAGGCCAGCGCGAGCGGCUGACAUUGCGGUAGGAGAGGGGAGGGCGCCCGGAGAGCCCGCCUGGAUGGGCGCUGGGGUGCGGGAGAGGUGCGAGUGGGGUCCCGCUAGCUGCAGCUGCCCGGGCUUCCAGGUGCACAGCGUCCGCCCUGACUGGGAAACCGCGCGGGACGCAACCCAUCGCAGCUCGUCACAUACUUACAAAUCGCUGUCGCUAGGUUUCCCGCCACUCCUCUCAGACCAGCCCCCCCGCCCCGCCACUUUUCGGAGUCCCCCGCCCUCAUCACUGCCUCCCGGGAGCUGCGGGGCAGUCGGACGCGGAGCCGCGGAGCCGCGAGGACGCCUGGCUGGAGGUGCCCUCUGCAGCGAGCCGGCGCCCCUUGCCCUUCGCCGCGGGGUUGGGCGGUCACCCCCGCCGCCCUCGCUCUGCCGCUCGCGGCUCUCUUCCCCGCUCUCCUCCCGCAGGUCCCGGAGCUCCGCCACCACCGGGUGCGGCGCGGCAGGCGCGAUGCGGCAUCUGUGCCGGGGCCGCGUGCUGGGCAUCUCGGUGGCUAUCGCGCAUGGGGUCUUCUCCGGCUCCCUCAACAUCUUGCUCAAGUUCCUCAUCAGCCGCUACCAGUUCUCCUUCCUGACCCUGGUGCAGUGCCUGACCAGCUCCACGGCGGCGCUGAGCCUGGAGCUGCUGCGGCGCCUGGGGCUCAUCGCCGUGCCCCCCUUCGGCCUGAGCCUGGCGCGCUCCUUCGCGGGGGUCGCAGUGCUCUCCACGCUGCAGUCCAGCCUCACGCUCUGGUCCCUACGCGGCCUCAGCCUGCCCAUGUACGUGGUCUUCAAGCGCUGCCUGCCCCUGGUCACCAUGCUCAUCGGCGUUCUGGUGCUCAAGAACGGCGCGCCCUCGCCCGGGGUGCUCGCGGCCGUGCUCAUCACCACCUGCGGCGCCGCCCUGGCAGGAGCGGGCGAUCUGACCGGCGAUCCCAUCGGGUACGUUACGGGCGUGCUGGCAGUCCUGGUGCACGCCGCCUACCUGGUGCUCAUCCAGAAGGCCAGCGCCGACACAGAGCACGGGCCUCUGACCGCUCAGUACGUCAUCGCCGUGUCCGCCACCCCACUGCUGGUCGUCUGCUCCUUCGCCAGCACCGACUCUAUCCACGCCUGGACCUUCCCUGGCUGGAAGGACCCUGCCAUGGUCUGCAUCUUCGUGGCCUGCAUCUUGAUCGGCUGCGCCAUGAACUUCACCACGCUGCACUGCACCUACAUCAACUCGGCGGUGACCACCAGCUUCGUGGGUGUGGUGAAGAGCAUCGCCACCAUCACAGUGGGCAUGGUGGCCUUCAGCGAUGUGGAGCCCACCUCUCUGUUCAUUGCCGGGGUGGUGGUGAACACCCUGGGUUCCAUCAUUUACUGCGUGGCCAAAUUCUUGGAGACCAGAAAGCAAAGCAACUACGAGGACCUAGAGACGCAGCGGGCGGGAGAGGAGGCACAGCCAAGUGGAGAUCAGCUGCCAUUCGUCAUGGAGGAGCUGCCCGCGGAGGAUGGAAAUGGCGGGUCAGAAGGUGGCAAGGCAGCAGGUGGCUCCACUCAGAAGAGUGGGCAAGAGGCAAGGGGCAGCCCCAGAGGAGGCCCGCUGGUGGCUAGGAGCUCACACAACACAGCCGCCGCCCCAGAGGAAGUGAGCAAGAGGUCACUGAAGGAUGCUUACCUCCAAGUGUGGAGGUUAGUUAGGGGAACCAAGUACAUGAAGAAGGAUUAUUUGAUAGAAAAUGAGGAGUUACCCAGUCCUUGAAAAGGAAAUGCAUGUAUGUAUAUAUGUACAUACACUUAUUUUGUAUGUUAGAGAUACUGUAUUUUAAUGAGGGGCUGCCUGAUUUUAUUCCUUGAGGAGUGGGGAAGGGAAGCAAAGAAGGAAGCUGUAACAGACUGACAGUAACAGCAUAAGCACCGUGUGAAUUAUUUAGCGUGAGCUUACCUGAGGCAUCACAGAGACAAAAGCAUGUGAAGGUGCUUAAUGAGGGAAAGCAGCGGUUCUGGCUGCAGACUCCUGGCACACGAAUUGUAUGUCUUUAGAACCGUAACCAAAUAUCUGCAUGUACUUAGAAUUCCUCAGUCCACCCCUUCCAAAGAUGGAGCAUAGACAGGAUGCCCGCAUUUAAAAAGCUCAAAGAGGACCCAGGUACAUCUUCAGUGAUAGUAGAGCUACAGUUUUUAUAGCCAGCUGGCAAGAGUAUAUUAUUGAAAUAAUAUAUAUACAUAUAUAUGUCUAUAUACAUCUGUAUACAUGUAGACAUCUAUAUACAUCUGUAUAUAGACAUAUAUAUACACUGGAUUGAUGUUUACUGUUUGUAGUCAUCUGAAAUAUGUUUGCUCUGAUUUUUCUUCACUUAAAAAAAAGUAUUCUAUUAUUCUAUUGUAUAUUGGUAGAAAAUGUUAAAGGUAUUUUGAAUAUAUGAGUUCUUAACUUUAAACCCGAAGUUUAAAGCUGGUUUUUAGUAAUUAUAAAACUAUUUUAAAGGUUGUUUGGGUUCAUUGCUUUAUAAUAUUUAUUAUUGAAUGCCGUAACCUUUUGAAAAGCCAGUUUUACUGUGUCCAAUAUUCUUUCAAGCAAAUGCAAAGGCUGAACAAUAAUUCGGUAUUAACUGAAGCCCAAACAGAAGUGAAUCCGUCCCGUUAAACUAGCUCUUUCGAGUCACACUGCCCAUCCCAAACCUGUUACAAAAACAGCAACUGCUAUAUUCACUUUAUGAUAUUUUUCUAUCUUACAUUUGUCAAAAUAAAGUAUGAGCCUCUCUGCUAAAAGACAAAGUGUUAUAAAUUUGUUUCAGGCACAUUUAUGUUCUACUGUUGCUAUGUAGGGGGCCACCUCAUGGAGAAGUUCUUCAAUUAACGGGGCAGUUUACUUUAAAACAACACCAACCACCACAAGGGCAGUCUCAUUUUCCAGUCAAGAAAACCAUUAUAUAGUAAAACAAAAUACUGUCUCAG
Molecule: messenger RNA, 3351 nt
Organism: Mustela erminea (ermine)
Lineage: Eukaryota; Metazoa; Chordata; Mammalia; Carnivora; Mustelidae
Gene: SLC35D3
Product: solute carrier family 35 member D3
Exons: 2
Coding region: 443-2155 (570 amino acids)
Cellular component (GO): Golgi apparatus
Molecular function (GO): antiporter activity
Source: RefSeq, a predicted model, not a curated record